UCUUCUGAGUGAUUCUCCACAGAAAGACACAAUGGGCAAAGCAAGAACUUCUUGUGUCCUUCUUCUAUCCCUUCUCACUCUUUCAUUCUUUGUGCCUAAAACCUCUGCAAAUAAGCAACUUCAAACUCUUAACAAACUGCAAAAGUCCAUGUUUUUCAAAGGAAUUUCACAAACUGAGAGGACUGAGUUUGAGGUUGAAGAGGUUGUUCUGGAUGGCAUUGUCGAUUCUGAAAAGGGUCUCAAAGAAAAAGACAGAAUUGGAAGACUCCCAGGGCAACCCCAAGUGAGUUUUUCUCAGUAUGGAGGCUAUGUAACUGUCGACAAAGUUGCUGGUCGUGCCUUCUACUAUUACUUUGUCGAAGCUCAACGUUCUAAACACACACUCCCUCUUCUUCUUUGGCUCAAUGGAGGCCCGGGAUGUUCUUCUCUUGCCUAUGGAGCAAUGCAAGAACUUGGACCCUUUAGAGUAAACAGUGAUGGAAAAACACUGCACACAAAUGCAUUUUCAUGGAACAGAGUUGCCAAUGUUCUGUUCCUGGAGUCACCUGCUGGAGUAGGGUUUUCAUACUCAAACAAAUCAGCAGAUUAUGCUUUGAAUGGAGAUAAGAAAACAGCUGCAGAUAAUUAUUUAUUCUUGGUGAAUUGGUUGGAGAGAUUUCCUGAGUAUAAAAACAGAGAUUUCUUCAUUGCUGGAGAGAGCUAUGCUGGGCAUUAUGUGCCUCAACUUGCAUACACCAUUCUCCAUCAUAACAAAAAGGCAAAUAAAGCAAUCAUCAACUUCAAAGGAAUCUUGAUUGGGAAUGCAGUGAUCAACGAAGAAACUGAUUCGCCAGGAAUGUACGAUUAUCUUGCUAGCCAUGCAAUCAUUUCAGAUGAAGCAGCUUAUAUCAGUAAAUCUUGUGAGUCCUCGUCAAAGAUUGGGAAAAGUCAGUGCGAUGCAGCAGAAACAGAAGUUGAUAAUAACAUUGGAUAUAUUGACUUAUAUAAUAUUUAUGCUCCACUCUGCAAUAGUACAAAACUCACAUCCCGGCCAAAAAGAUAUUCUAUUGUCACUGAUCCAUGUAGUGAGAAUUAUGUGCAUGCGUAUAUUAAUAGAAAAGAUGUUCAAGAGGCUCUCCAUGCCAAUGUCACCAAUCUCAAAUAUGACUGGGAACCCUGCAGCGAAGUCAUUACCAAGUGGGUAGAUAGUGCUUCAACAGUUCUUCCAAUUUUACAUGAAUUACUCAACAAUGGCCUCAGGGUUUGGAUUUUCAGUGGUGACACAGAUGGAAGGGUGCCUAUUACUUCAACCAAGUAUUCGGUUAAGAAGAUGGAGCUUCCCGUUGAAAAAGUUUGGCACCCUUGGUUUUCCCAUGGAGAGGUUGGUGGAUUUGCAGAAGUAUAUAAGGGAGGCCUAACAUUAGCUACGGUGAGAGAAGCAGGGCAUCAAGUGCCAAGUUAUCAACCCGCAAGAGCCCUAACUUUGAUCAAAUAUUUCUUAGACGGCACUCCUCUUCCUGGUCCUCCCAAAAGACAUACCUAGUUUCUUGGAAUCCCGUUUCCAAUAAUUAUUGCUGUAAUGUUUAAUUUGAAGGAAAAUAAAUACAAUUAUAGUUGGGUUUA
Vigna angularis (adzuki bean) is the source of this 1602-nucleotide messenger RNA. Its product is annotated as serine carboxypeptidase-like 40. The coding region runs from base 32 to 1522 and encodes 496 amino acids. Gene Ontology annotation, molecular function: serine-type carboxypeptidase activity. The transcript has 7 exons. Gene Ontology annotation, biological process: proteolysis. NCBI's taxonomy places the organism in Eukaryota, Viridiplantae, Streptophyta, Magnoliopsida, Fabales, Fabaceae. Gene Ontology annotation, cellular component: vacuole. The record is from RefSeq and is a predicted model, not a curated record.